AUGUUUAUCGGAGCAGCAACGAACGACAACACCAUGGUCGCUGAGCGCUCAAACCCGUCCACCUCGUCGGAAUCCAACACGACCGACACGCCUCCCUCCACCUCGCCCCCUUCCAGAUCGCUGAGCACUCUCGCCUCAUCACGCGGCCCAACGAGGUGCAGUAUCGACGAGCUGCUACGGGGCCAAGAAGUCGGGUCCAUGCGCACGAGCAUCGACGGUACCCUCGACCACCUCGUCUUACACGCGCACACAGGCGUGGGGUAUCUUGUUUGCGAUCGCCGCGCUCCAGAGGACGAGAUCGAGCUCGUCCUCCCAAACCCUGAGCAGCGGCGUGGUCUGCAACACCCGACGUCGAGUGAACGAUCGACCGCACCCGCGCCCCGCCUUGCAUCUGGCGUACUGCAGAUCCCUGCAACGCUUGCUCUCCCCCGGCAGCUCGUGCAGAAUCUGGCCCGUCACCUCCAGCCACGCACGCUCCUCGUCCCAGCAUCCCUUGCCGUGGAGUAUAUCAACGCUUUCCGGCCGCACACGGCGGUAGUGACCGCGUCUGCAGGGGUGAAUCAGCUACGCAUCCCCAGGAUACACACUGUCGAGCUCCAUGCACCCCUUGCUGUCCGCUCACAAUGUGGGCGCCAGCCGGCGCAGGUGUUCGAGCUCGUCAUAGAUGCUGUUGAUGUGUCGGCCUGUCUUGCCCAAGACGGCGAUUGUGCCACCUGCGUCAGCCACGCACCGCACUACGGGCGGGCCACGGCCGACGAAGAGCCGUGUCCCCAGAUUCGACUCUGGGCAUACAUUGAGAGCCUUAUUCCCCAACUACGGGCGGGCCUGAUUGUUGUGGUUGGGCUGGAAAGGUGGGGCCACGUGGACUGCGCCGAGCGAAACUGGGUCGACAUGCGGGCGAGAUAUCGCGACAAGUGGGACGUGCCUAGCGUCAUCGUGCGGACCGCCGACGAACAUCGCCGGUACCGAGAGGACCAGACGUGGUGGGAGUCGAUGGGGCUGGCGUGUUAG
Messenger RNA from Cutaneotrichosporon cavernicola, 1011 nucleotides. RefSeq lists its product as uncharacterized. The transcript has a single exon. The coding region runs from base 1 to 1011 and encodes 336 amino acids. NCBI's taxonomy places the organism in Eukaryota, Fungi, Basidiomycota, Tremellomycetes, Trichosporonales, Trichosporonaceae. The record is from RefSeq and is a predicted model, not a curated record.